Messenger RNA from Helianthus annuus (common sunflower), 3873 nucleotides. RefSeq lists its product as uncharacterized. The coding region runs from base 338 to 3481 and encodes 1047 amino acids. The record is from RefSeq and is a predicted model, not a curated record. NCBI's taxonomy places the organism in Eukaryota, Viridiplantae, Streptophyta, Magnoliopsida, Asterales, Asteraceae. The transcript has 2 exons.
AAAUCCAUCUCAACAAGAUUCCAGCUUUGAGAGCAUAAAUAAGGUACGGUACUCUGUCUCCGAUCCUGAUCCUAGGGUUUCCUUUUUCUUUACUUCUUUCUCCUACGUUACUCUCAACAUACACGAACACUUAGGGUUUGAAUUUUGUGUUUUUGGAAUUUUAAUCGGUAUAAAUUCGGUAUAUACGGAGUUAAUUGUUACUCAAUACAUUUCUCGAUCGACACGAACAAUUCUGCUACAGAUUUAGGGUUUGAAUUGCUUGAUUUUGGAUGUCUAGAUACACACGUAGUUAAUUGUUACUGAUUGUAGUUGAUCUGAUCAGAUUACACUCUGAAUUAUGAAAGAACAAACGGAUGAUGUGUCGUUGAGUGUUAAGGACUCUACUGUCACUGUUGAUUCUACUUCAACUGAUGUGAAAAUUGAUGAUGUGAUGGUAGAUGUUGUAAGUGCUGAUGUGAAAGAAGACUUAGAGAGAGAAACAGUGACUCGCGAUCUGGCUAUGGAAGAUGUUGCUGUGGUUAAAGAAGUUAGUGAUGAUCGGGUUGAAAGUAGAGUUGGUAAUUCGGAGAAAGUUGAGGUGGUGGUGAGUGAGGAGAGUGUGGAGGUAGUUAAAGAGGUUAUUGAGUCGGAUUGUGAUGAUAAGAAGUCUGGAAUUGGGUCGGUGGUUGGAGGUUCUAAAACGGUUUCUGAGCCGUUAAGUAAAGAGGUUGAAGCUGGUGGAGGUGAUGUUGAGGUGAGUGAAUCGGUUGUGGUAGUGGCUGGUGAAGAGAAAACUCAAAAAGAAACCGAGGUUUUGGGUUUGUUGAAGAAUCCAGCUGAAGAUGGUGUUAAUAAUCAAAGUUUAUUGACCGAGGUGGUCGAUGGAGGAACGGGUGAAGAUAAUGUCCAUGUAAGCAAUAUAAACAUGGAGAAUCAAGCCGGAGUUGAGUCAGUUGACCAAACAAACAAGGAGAGUUUUCAGUCAACAGUUGAAGCUACAACAAAUGGUAAUUCCAAAAUGGCUGUUGAGAUUCAAGAUUCCACGAAGAUUCUGGAGUCUGAAGAAUCUAAGAUGGAUGAUGAAAAAGCUGAAAAUUUGGACCAGAAAGCUGAAGUUGAUCAAAUGAGCAAAGAAGAUAGUACACAAUCAACAACAGAAGUAAGAACAGAUAAUGUUUUAAAAUCUGAGGAUUCUAAGAUGGAUGACGAACCUCAAGUUACUGAGGAAGAAGUUGCUGUAAAAGAUAAAACGGAGGAUCUAGAAAAAGGUUUGACCAAGGAGACUGUUGACCAACCUACGGGUUCGGUUCAAGAAAUGGCUGAUGGAGACCAUGUGAUGAAUGAAAAGACUGUAAAAGAUAGUGUUUUAACUUUAUCAAAGAUUUCACGUGCAGUUACUAUGGCUAGUCUUGGAUUAGAGGACGAUGAUGUGGUGAUUGUAGAUGAGGGUUCGGAUGGGAAACAUGAAACUCAAGAUAGUGUUUCUGUGGAACUGAGUUUGGUUUGUCCUGAUAAUCAAGGUUUAACGACUGCAGUAGGUAAUGCGAAAACAGGUGAAGUUGACCAGAAAGUUGAAGUUGGCUCAACAAGUAAAGAUGAGAAUACGUACGCAACCAAAGUAAUUGAUGAAGUGACAACUGUACAUAAAGAACUGGUUUCCCAUGUGCAAGUUUUAACUGAUGGUGGGAUUUCGGUCACAAAUCAGAGUAUGAAAGACAAUGAUGUGGCAGAUAGCUCUAAAGUUGUAGAAACAGACAUGGAACCUGUAAUUAUUGGUGGUGAUACAAAUAAUAUUCAAGAAAAUCAAGAUUCCACAGUAGGAGUUCCAAACACAGAGUUUUCAUAUGAAGAAGUUCACAUGGAUAGAGGAGAGGAUGCAGGGAUGGACAUUGAUGAGGUACUCGGUUGGAAAGAUGAAAUACCCUCCGUGCAAGAAGACGAGCAAAAGGCGGACCCCACUAAUCUCUCAAAUAUUGAAGAGCAAGUAACAGAAUCACUAAAGCAUAGUCGCGUUUCAUUGCAGCAAUCACAUUAUUUCCAUCCAGCUGAACGUGAAGGUGAGUUCUCGGUUUCAGAUUUGGUGUGGGGUAAAGUCAGGAGUCAUCCCUGGUGGCCGGGGCAAAUAUUUGACUCUUCUGAUGCAUCGGAAAAAGCAAUGAAGUAUCAUAAAAAAGAUUGCUUUUUGGUAGCAUAUUUUGGAGACCGGACUUUUGGUUGGAACGAUUCAACAGCCUUGAAGCCGUUUCGGGAAUAUUUUUCCCAAAUAGAAAGAGAGAUGAACUCAGAAGCUUUUAAUAAGGCAGUCCAUUGUGCUUUGGUAGAAGUGUCGAGACGGGUAGAAUUAGGACUCACGUGCUCCUGCAUUCCUCAUGACAUAUAUGAAAAUAUCAAAUGUAAGAUGGUAGAGAAUUCCGGAAUCAAGCAAGAAUCGAGUAGAAUACAAUGUUUAGACAAAUCUGCAAGUGUAAACUCGUUUGAGCCCGAUAAACUUGUGGACUAUGUGAGACUACUUGCAACGGUUCCAUAUGGUGAAAGUGAUAAAAUGGAACUCACAAUGGCUAAGGCUCAGUUAUCAUCGUAUGGUCGGUAUAAAGGGCAUCGGCAGUUGGCUGAGUUUCAGUUAUGUGGAGAUUUGUUGGAAGCUGAACAAGUGAUUAAAGAUGAAAUAUAUUCUGAAGAUGGUUCGAAAAACCGUAAGGCUCUUGAUUCCAUUCCUGACGGUUUAGAGAAACGACCAUUAAAGGGUGAACCGGCUGACAACUUAGCCGGAAACAGUGUUCCUGUUCAGAGCUCGGGGAAUCAAGCAGAUAUGCUAUCACAACUUCACUUGGCUGCACAGGAUCCAAUGAAAGGACACAGUUUCGUGAAUAACGUAAUCCCGUUUUUUAAAGGUCACAGAGCAGCUGUUGUAAGCAAGUCUAAGAAGAGAAAAGCAUCAAACGAAAAUGAAUUGGACGAGUUUGAAAUUGAUGACGUUAAUGAUUCCUAUUGGACGGACAGGAUCAUUCAGAACCAUCCCGAAGAGCAGGUACCGCAAGCGAAUAACAAUAUAACUGGAGGACAUCAAGUUGUAGUUUAUGAACAAGAAAAUCCACCUGUAAAACCGACCCGUAGAUCAAACAAAAAGCGUUUCUUUAAUAGUAAUCAUGAAAUAGAGGCGAAUGAACAAUCAGAGCUUAUAUUUAGAAGGAAGCAAAAUUUGGCAACAGAAGUUUUAAUGAAGUUUGCAGGUGGAAUUUACUUUCCUUCAGAAGUCCAUUUAAAUAAAAUGUUUAGACGGUUCGGGCCGUUAAUGGAAUCAGAAACUGAAGUUGAUAGGCAGAGUGGUCGGGCUCGAGUGGUGUUUAAAAAAUGUUCUGAUGCUGAAGUUGCUCAUAGUAGUGCUGGAAAAUUCAACAUCUUUGGUUCCAUUAGUGUAACUUAUGAGCUUAAUUACACACCAAUGAUCUCAUAUAAGCCAUUGCCCCUUCCCGUGGCACAAGAUCCACCACAUGCAUGCUGAUGAAUGCAAGAUACACAACGACGUGGUGCUUGUAAACCAGGGCUAUACGUACAUUAUGUACUGUUGUAUCCUAUGAAGAUUCAACCCGAGAUGAGAGUUAUCAUGUCUAUGGCUUAUUCUUCUCUUGUGAGCAGCUGUUACCUUAAAGGGAACUCUUUGAUUCUUGGAUUUGACCAUAACAAUAGUCAAUAGCUUGCAUCUUCUGGAGCUACAGUGAAAGGCAAGUAUUUGUAUGUGUACCAAUGUAACUUGUUUAUGUUUGAAAGCCUGCCUUCAAUAAGUUACCGAGGCGAAACUUUGUUAUUUGUUCUCGCUAGUUUGCUAAAUUGCGUGCAGUUCCUGUUCUGAUAGAUUGUAUUAUGCGCAAUAAUAGAUGUUUUUGUGUUGCCAUA